AAUCCCUCCAAAUCUCUGUGUCUUCAUCUUCACUCACUCUUCAAAUUUCGAUGAAUCUCUAAUUUUCUUGCAUUUUUCCAUCCUCAAAGCUUUCCUCUUCAAGAUUUUUUAUUUGAUGGGAACUCUCACGAGCUGUAGUUUCAGCACUUCGAGCUUGGGGUUCCGUUCGCUUCCAAGAAGCCGCAGUGAUUCGGCGCUGAGGUUUCAGCUGUUUGGGCAUAAGAAUUCAUCAAAGAAUUUCUGUUUCUUGUGCAGACGGAAGUCAGAGAGAGAGAUUUUGAGUCGACAUUUUGGUAAGUUCGUGUGUCUUAGUGCGGACAAUGAUGGAAAUGGAGAUGAUAGGGACGCGUCGAAGGACUCCAGUGUGACCACCGUAUCGCCUGAAGAGGCCGAGGAGGCGAUUGGCAAGGAACGGGACGCGGAGAAGGCGCCGGCCUCUGUUUCUUCGAGGCCACCAGCUAUUUCUACCAUGGGACCAGCUUACAAUAAUUUCCAAGUGGAUUCUUUUAAGCUGAUGGAGCUCCUUGCACCUGAGAAGGUUGACCCUGUGGACAUCAAAGUAAUUAAAGAAAAGCUGUUUGGCUACUCGACCUUCUGGGUUACUAGAGAAGAGGCAUUUGGGGAGCUGGGUGAGGGCAUUCUCUUCCUUGGAAACUUGAGGGGGAAGCGAGAGGAGGUGUUUGCCAAACUCCAGAGUCGACUUACUGAAGUCAUGGGCAAUAAAUACAACCUUUUUAUGGUAGAGGAACCCAAUUCAGAAGGAACAGAUCCGCGUGGUGGGCCACGGGUUAGCUUUGGUAUGUUGCGGAGAGAAGUUUCUGAACCAGGGCCAACAACACUCUGGCAAUAUGUGAUUGCUCUCCUGUUAUUUCUUCUUACAAUUGGUUCCUCUGUGGAGUUGGGAAUUGCAUCUCAGCUAAAUCGACUUCCACCUGAAGUAGUCAAGUACUUCACAGAUCCAAAUGCCGUUGAACCACCGGAUAUGGAGCUGCUAUUCCCAUUUGUUGAAUCUGCUCUGCCACUGGCGUAUGGUGUUUUCGGGGUUCAGUUGUUUCAUGAAGUUGGGCACUUUCUGGCUGCUUUCCCGAAGAAAGUGAAUCUGAGUAUCCCUUACUUUAUUCCUAACAUUACAUUGGGCAGCUUUGGUGCAAUUACUCAGUUCAAAUCCCUUCUUCCUGAUCGAAGGACAAAAGUAGAUGUUUCUCUUGCGGGUCCAUUUGCAGGUGCUGGGCUGUCUUUUUCAAUGUUCUUUGUUGGUCUGCUGCUUUCAUCAAAUCCAGAUGCAUCGGGAGAUUUGGUGCAGGUUCCUAGCAUGCUAUUUCAAGGUUCUUUGCUUCUUGGGCUCAUUAGUAGAGCCACACUUGGUUAUGCGGCAAUGCAUGCUGCUACAGUUUCAAUCCAUCCUCUUGUGAUUGCAGGCUGGUGUGGCUUAACGACAUCAGCAUUUAAUAUGCUUCCGGUUGGGUGCCUUGAUGGCGGAAGAGCUGUGCAGGGUGCCUUUGGUAAAAAUGCUCUACUUGGAUUUGGUUUGACAACGUACUUGUUGCUUGGAUUGGGAGUGGUGAUGGAUUGCAGAGUCACCGUGCUUAUGAUUACAUGUUGUAUUUCACUACUAGUAUCGAUUGUUUUUCCUGUUUCAGCUGGGUGGACCCUUGUCACUUCCUUGGGCACUAUAUGUGCUGUUAUGUCAGAGGGCUCCAGAGAAGCCAUGCUUAAAUGAUGUGACUGAAGUUGGAACAUGGAGGAGGACCAUUAUUUUAGGGGCCAUUUUUCUCGUCGUAUUGACGCUUCUUCCUGUAUGGGAUGAACUGGCAGAAGAGCUGGGUAUAGGUCUUGUAACGACAUUUUAAUUCAUUGUACAGAGAUUAAAUCUGAUUUUGGCAAUAAAUUUGAAAGAGUACAUUUUGGUA
Molecule: messenger RNA, 1910 nt
Organism: Malania oleifera
Lineage: Eukaryota; Viridiplantae; Streptophyta; Magnoliopsida; Santalales; Ximeniaceae
Product: probable zinc metalloprotease EGY1, chloroplastic
Exons: 10
Coding region: 116-1720 (534 amino acids)
Biological process (GO): proteolysis
Source: RefSeq, a predicted model, not a curated record